AACGAGAUACGCUUUAUCAUAUGGGGAUGUAGUGUUACGCAAACGAGCUUUCUAAUGUAGAGAACGAAAGAUAAUAUCCCGAACAAGUUCGGGCGAAACCCGCAGGAUCUGUCUUAGGGGCCAAAAAUAACAGCGUUCCACACAUAUGGGCAACGCCAUCCUGUAUACCUAUAGCCGGAUAAGGCUUUCAACUACGUAAGGUAUAGCACCGUAUUUAACGUUUAAGGUGGAAUGUAUAUCUUUUCACGGUUUCACGCUUCUUUCCAAUACCACGCCCUUCCGUAAUUACGCGUUGUCGGAAAGUAUCACGAUGGCUUACACUAAAGAACUGUUGAUGGGUCUGGCAAUCGCCUUCAUCAUUGUACCUUCAAUUUUCGUCGGACUGAGAAUGUGGGCAAGAAAGCUUAAAUGUACUGCGUUACGGCUGGAUGAUUAUCUAUGCUUAGGAGCGUUGGCUUUUGGUAUUGUCUGCUCCGCCUUACAGGUAUAUGCUGCUAGUAAUGGGCAACUAGGCCAGCAUCAAGUUGUUGGACCGGAUGGCCAGCCUAUCCUAGAUGACCCACGUUUCCUUGUUUAUGAAAAGACGAAAUUCGCCGUCAAUAUCCUGAGCGUUAUCGGCCUGGGGCUAGUGAAAGCGUCGAUCCUCAUCUUCUACAAGGGCAUAUUCAACACCGUUCGCCCUUUCCGUUGGGCUGUGUACGGAAUGCUCGGAAUUGUCGCAGCAUGGACGAUUUCUUACUUCUUCGCCAAUUUAUUCACAUGCUAUCCCAUCACACCUCUCAUAGAACCGUUCUAUGGCAAAAAUUGCAUCAACUCCAUCCCGAUGUGGCUUUCUGUCGUCGCCACCGAUCUGAUUGUCGAUAUCGGGAUCUUACUCAUGCCGGUUCCCAUGGUUUUGAGGCUUCAGCUGCCCUUGAAAGCCAGGCUAGGGCUGCUCGGAAUGUUUUUGCUUGGUGCAACUGUCUGCGCAAUCAGCAUUACCCGGCUUGCCACGUUAGUCCAAAUUGCUGCGGAGUUUAUCUACCAUUACAAUGAUGAGACAUACUACACGUCACCGGUUUUCUUUUGGACUAACAUAGAAUUGGCGAUUGCUGUGGUAUCGGCCUGUCUUCCCACGUUGCGACCUAUAUGGGUUCAUUUCAACUCGCCUCCGCAGUCCACAAGCCAGUCGUCGUAUACGUUCGGGUCGUAUAAACCCGAUGGGUAUACACGUGGUUUAAUACCCCUUUCGGAUCGUGAGCAAAUAUAGAUAGGCGGACAGAUUAAUGGCAGAAUCAUAUUGAUGUUUAUGCCUAUAUCUACCAGCAAUCGCUACAAUUAAAAUAAUAUUUAAUUCAAUUAGUUAAUUUAAUUGAGGUAACCAUUGUAAAUAAGGCUUUU
Messenger RNA from Daldinia caldariorum, 1380 nucleotides. RefSeq lists its product as uncharacterized. The coding region runs from base 311 to 1249 and encodes 312 amino acids. NCBI's taxonomy places the organism in Eukaryota, Fungi, Ascomycota, Sordariomycetes, Xylariales, Hypoxylaceae. The transcript has 7 exons. The record is from RefSeq and is a predicted model, not a curated record.